AUGGUACGCAAUCCGAAUCAGGGCAUCCGUGAAUUCAUCCUGGAUUUGCUCACUCAAGCUGCAAAGUGUGAUUUUGGAGAUUUACUGGACAUACAAUUGAAAGAUCGGCUGAUUGCUGGUAUUAACAAUACCGUAUUGCAAAAUGAACUUCUGAAGCUAUCCAAUACGACGUUCAAAGAUGUGCGGGCUUACUGUGAACAAUAUCAGGACAUUUGCGCCAUUAUUUCAUCCAUGCCGUCCACCAUUGAAUCUACAGCCAUGUUCAAUUCACUCAAGACUAAAUCCACGAAAGCUCAUGCUACACCUGGACUUUUCAAACUAGUCACACAAUCUAACUCACACAAUGUGACAUAUUCGGAUAAAUCCUAUGGCAAUUGUGCAUCCUGUGACAAACGUCAUUCCAGAUUCACAUGUCGAUUUCGUUACGCUUUAUGUCAUUAG
This is a messenger RNA of Echinostoma caproni, 441 nucleotides long. NCBI's taxonomy places the organism in Eukaryota, Metazoa, Platyhelminthes, Trematoda, Plagiorchiida, Echinostomatidae. The record is from the annotation of a GenBank genome assembly.